Molecule: messenger RNA, 3450 nt
Organism: Cajanus cajan (pigeon pea)
Lineage: Eukaryota; Viridiplantae; Streptophyta; Magnoliopsida; Fabales; Fabaceae
Source: RefSeq, a predicted model, not a curated record
UGUGUGUGUGUGUUUGAACGAUAAGGCCAGGACGCUUCCUCACUCACUCACUCACUCACUCACUCACUCAGUGGUUCAGUAGUUCAGUAGUUCAGUAGUUCUCAGUAGCAGUCACAAACAAACACACAAAUAGACACGCCCUUGGCUCUACCUCUCCUUCAUUCUUCAUUCCCACACACAAAAUGCGUCUCUUCUUUCUCUUCCUCUUUCUCUUCCUCCAAUGUAACACCCUCCGUCUCCAUGCCGCGCGCGUCUCCGAGUACAACGCGCUCCUCGCCUUCAAAGCCUCCUCCGUCACCGACGACCCCAGCCGCGCCCUGUCCUCCUGGACCCCCUCCACCCCGCACUGCACGUGGCUCGGCCUCACGUGCGACUCCCACCGUCACGUCAUAGCUCUCAACCUCACGUCUCUCUCCCUCGCCGGGACCCUCUCAGACCACCUCUCCCACUUGCCCUUCCUCUCCAACCUCUCCCUCGCCGACAACAAGUUCUCAGGUCCCAUCCCUCUCUCUUUCUCAUCGCUCACCAACCUUCGCUUCCUAAACCUCUCCAACAACGUCUUCAACGCCACCUUCCCCUCCAAGCUUGCGCUUCUCGCCAACCUCCAAGUCCUCGACCUCUACAACAACAACAUGACCGGCCCCCUCCCCCUCGCCGUCGCCGCCAUGCCCCUCCUCCGCCACCUCCACCUCGGCGGAAACUUCUUCUCCGGCCAGAUCCCCCCGGAGUACGGCUCCUGGCGCCACAUCCAAUACCUCGCCCUCUCCGGCAACGAGCUCGCCGGCCACAUCCCGCCGCACCUCGGCAACCUCACCUCGCUCCGGGAACUCUACAUUGGCUACUACAACACCUACUCCGGCGGCAUCCCGCCGGAGCUCGGAAACCUCUCCGGCCUCGUCCGCUUCGACGCCGCCUAUUGCGGACUCUCCGGCGAGAUUCCGCCGCAGCUCGGGAACCUCCAGAACCUGGACACGUUGUUUCUCCAGGUGAAUGCGCUCUCCGGCUCCCUCACUCCCUCACUCGGGAACCUCAAGAGCCUCAAGUCGCUGGACCUCUCCAACAACAUGCUCUCCGGCGAGGUUCCGGCGAGUUUUGCGGAGUUGAAGAAUCUGACGCUGCUGAACCUCUUCCGGAACAAGCUCCACGGCGCGAUUCCCGAGUUUGUGGGAGAGUUACCGGCGCUGGAGGUGUUGCAGCUUUGGGAGAACAACUUCACCGGGAGCAUUCCGCAGAGCUUGGGGAGAAACGGAAAGCUUACUCUCGUUGACCUUUCGUCGAACAAGUUGACCGGGACUCUUCCUCCGGAUAUGUGCAACGGGAACCGUCUUCAGACGCUUAUAACGCUGGGGAAUUUUCUGUUUGGUCCUAUUCCUGAUUCGCUGGGCAAGUGUGAGUCUCUGAGUAGGAUUCGCAUGGGGGAGAAUUUUCUGAACGGUUCUAUUCCGACGGGCCUCUUUGGGCUUCCGAAGCUGACCCAGGUUGAGCUUCAGGACAAUCUUCUCACGGGCCAGUUUCCCGAGGCUGCUUCCAUUGCUGUUAAUCUGGGCCAGAUUAGUCUCUCCAAUAACAAGCUUUCUGGGCCCUUGCCACCCUCCAUUGGCAACUUCACCAGCAUGCAGAAGCUUCUCCUUGACGGCAACAAGUUCUCCGGUCCAAUCCCUCCCCAGAUUGGCAAGCUGCAACAGCUUUCAAAAAUUGAUUUUAGCCACAACAAAUUCUCGGGCCCCAUUGCCCCUGAGAUCAGCCAGUGCAAGCUUUUGACUUUCGUUGAUCUCAGCCGCAACGACCUCUCUGAUGAGAUUCCAAACCAGAUCACUUCCAUGCGGAUUUUGAAUUACUUAAACCUUUCCAGGAACCAUCUAGUUGGGUCCAUUCCAGCCUCCAUUGCCUCUAUGCAGAGUUUAACUUCUGUCGAUUUCUCCUACAACAAUCUCUCUGGUUUGGUUCCGGGAACCGGGCAAUUCGGUUACUUUAACUACACUUCUUUCUUAGGGAACCCUGAACUCUGUGGUCCUUAUUUGGGUCCUUGUAAAGACGGGGUUGCCAAUGGCCCUCGCCAGCCUCAUGUGAAAGGCCCUCUAUCUUCUUCCUUGAAACUAUUGUUAGUUAUUGGGUUGCUUGUGUGCUCCAUUGCAUUUGCUGUUGCAGCAAUAAUCAAAGCACGGUCUUUGAAAAAGGCCAGUGAAGCACGUGCGUGGAAAUUAACUGCUUUCCAGCGUUUGGACUUCACUGUUGACGAUGUUUUGGAUUGCUUGAAGGAGGACAACAUAAUUGGAAAAGGGGGUGCCGGCAUUGUUUACAAAGGGGCGAUGCCGAAUGGGGACAACGUUGCUGUGAAAAGGUUGCCCGCCAUGAGCAGAGGGUCUUCCCAUGAUCAUGGUUUCAAUGCGGAGAUUCAGACUCUGGGGAGGAUUCGUCACAGACACAUUGUUAGGCUUUUGGGGUUCUGUUCAAACCAUGAGACUAAUCUCUUGGUGUACGAGUACAUGCCUAAUGGAAGUUUAGGUGAGGUUCUUCAUGGCAAGAAAGGGGGGCACUUGCAUUGGGACACAAGGUAUAAGAUUGCUGUGGAGGCUGCCAAGGGCCUUUGUUACUUACACCAUGACUGUUCACCACUAAUUGUCCAUCGAGAUGUUAAGUCCAACAAUAUCCUUCUUGAUUCCAAUUUUGAAGCACAUGUGGCUGAUUUUGGGCUCGCUAAGUUCCUGCAAGAUUCUGGAACAUCUGAAUGCAUGUCUGCUAUUGCCGGUUCCUAUGGAUACAUAGCUCCAGAGUAUGCCUACACGUUGAAAGUUGAUGAGAAAAGCGACGUGUACAGCUUUGGGGUGGUUCUUCUGGAGCUUGUAACAGGAAGGAAACCUGUUGGGGAAUUUGGUGAUGGUGUGGACAUUGUGCAAUGGGUGAGGAAAAUGACAGACUCAAACAAGGAAGGAGUUCUAAAAGUUCUUGAUCCAAGACUUCCUUCAGUUCCACUUCACGAGGUGAUGCAUGUUUUCUAUGUAGCCAUGCUGUGUGUUGAGGAACAAGCAGUGGAGCGACCAACUAUGCGUGAAGUUGUUCAAAUUCUGACCGAGCUUCCAAAGCCACCAAACUCAAAACAGGGAGACUUGACAAUUACGGAGACAUCUUUGUCAUCAUCAAACAGUUUAGAGUCUCCAACCACGGCAUCUAAGGAACCUAAAGAUAAUCAACAUCCUCCUCAGUCGCCACCACCCGAUCUUCUUAGCAUUUGAUGCUCUAAGUUGGGGGAUGGGGUGUGUGUUUCACAUUUGUUUCCUUUGGGUUGUGAUAGCUUAGCUACUUGCGUUCUUUAGUUUUUCACUUGGGGUGGGGUUUUCUUAUUUAAGUUGUUAAUGUUUGAAUUUUUCUAUCUCUUUAAUGGUUUUGUAAUUUGUACAGUAGGAUUGGUUGGAGUAUUUUCUUAUAUAAAGUCUUUGUCUUCAUCAUGUA